Molecule: messenger RNA, 2847 nt
Organism: Carcharodon carcharias (great white shark)
Lineage: Eukaryota; Metazoa; Chordata; Chondrichthyes; Lamniformes; Lamnidae
Gene: morn3
Product: MORN repeat containing 3
Exons: 5
Coding region: 268-993 (241 amino acids)
Source: RefSeq, a predicted model, not a curated record
GCGCGUCAGUGAGUGCGGAGAUUGUUGUUAGACAUCAUGUUGCACCGGUAUCUUAACCUUGCCUCGCUGCUGAUAUGCUUUGCUGUCGACUUUCGGUAGGUUUUUUCUGAUACCCGCUUGCGAAGAUUCCUCGAGUGAAAGCGGGUGCAAAGGACAGUGGAAGAGAGUGAGCUUCGGCCUCCCCUCCCGUUCCUCUCUCUCUGUCGGCAGUGUGCUACCCCCUGCCUCCUUCGUAAUAAGCAAAACCCUCCCGUCGGUAUUUUAAAAAUGCCAUUUCUGAGGCCGCGGAUGCCCAAAGGAAAUCGGUGGCGUGAGUGGGAUCGAAAUGCGCAGAAAAACGGUUUAAAAAGCACCGUCUACUCAUUAAGCGGGGAGGAAUAUACAGGAGAGUGGCGGGACAAUAAAAAACAUGGAAAGGGAACACAGAAGUGGAAAUCUACUGGAGCCAUAUACAAUGGUGAUUGGGAGUAUGGAAAAAGAAAUGGUUUUGGAACUUACAGUCUACCAGAUCCAAUCAGUGGAGAAUAUAAAAAAGUAUAUUCAGGAGCAUGGAAAAAUGACAAAAGACAUGGGUUAGGAACCAACUUUUACUCAGAUGAUGACAUUUAUGAGGGCCAUUGGUAUGCUGACAAGAGAAAUGGCUGGGGUAGAAUGUAUUAUGCCGAUUGCUCUACUUAUGAAGGUGAAUGGUUUGAUGACACUCCCAAUGGUCAGGGAAUGCUUCGCCUUGCUAAUGAAAAUCGCUAUGAAGGCUUCUGGAAAAAUGGAAAGAAACAUGGAGCAGGAAAGUUUUUCUUCUUUGAGAAAGGCCAAUUGUAUGAAGGUGUGUGGGUAGAUGACAUUCCAAAGUGUGGAAAAAUGAUUGACUUUGGUCGAGAAGAUGCAAUUGACCCUACUCCAUAUUCAAUACCACAGAUUAAGCUACGGAACCCAACUUAUGUUUUAGAGAGAGCCAGAUCAAGGUUUCUGGAUAAAAAUGAAGAAGAUAUCUAAUCGUCGACAUUUCAUCUCUUCCACAAGUUCAAGAUAGCAACAAACUAUGUAAUAUGACUGUCCUUUUCAGAGUGGCACAUACAAUCAACCUCAUGUGCAUUAGUUUUAAAUUUACAUUUGGUACUCAACCACACAUUCACAUAUAAGCAACACAUCUGCAAAUUUACCAAGAUUUUCUGCAACAAUUCCAACAGAACUUUUCUAUAAAAUGUUCAUUCUGGACCAAAGAAUAAUCCACUUCAUGUAAAUUGAAUACCUGGUAGGUAAACACUCAUCUUUUAGUAGGUAAGGAUGGGUGCUUUGGUGAGGACUCUCCAGUGCAGUAAUGUGCUGCUGAUGUCGUCUGCAUCCUUAAUGGUGACCUUUUCAUUUUCUCCCAGGCUCCUUGAUCACACUCUGCAGUUUUUUUUUGCACUUUCAUUUCUAAUUGCCUAGUUCUUACUUCCUUCAGCUAUUCACACUUCCAAUCUACAUUGAACUUUGAUUUCUCUCAUUAUGCUUCCCAUUGCCUUAUGCCAAUAUCAACAUAAUUUAAUCACCUUACAGGUACCCUAAUUACAUUUCUAUUGUUUUUUGCAGCCUCUUCCCUUUGCCCAGAUCCUUUUUAUAAUUUAGUCCAUCUAUAAUAUCCUCCAGUUUUGAUAAAGUCCAUACCCAAAAUAUUUGCUCAUCUGUUCUUUCAAGAUGAAGACUUGUGACUCCAAUAUUUUCUGUUCUAAAAUUUCCAGCUUCUGCAAUUUUUGCUUUGUGUGAUUGUGUAUUGUUUUCCCAUUGUAUUCAGCAAGUUAUUCUGAUUUUCAUCAUUGAAAUUGAUCAAAAUCUGAAACUAUUGCAACAGGAGAAGCUAUGCAUGUUUUAAUUGCCACAUUUUAUAAAUGGGAAAACAGGGAGAAAAAAUAAGCUAUUGGUUCUGCUCACUAUCUAGUGAUUCUGUUGGAAAGUGAAUGUGAAGACAUCAACAGAGAACAAAAGUGCUCUUAACUGUUAUGUCACCACAAAUAGCAUAGUGAUACUGACAUAUCUGAAUUAAUUUAUGAAGAAUUGAGACUUAGCGAGAUGACCAUUCUCCAGCAUGGGUAACUACUUCAAGGGAGGAAAUUAAUUUUAAAAAAUUCCAGACUCUUGAAUAAUUUUCCACUUUACAUUGCAUGUAGGUUAAACAGCUGAAUGUUUGGAAUAACUGCAUUAAAUUGGACACCACUUUGAUAGACAAAUCCAGUGUGCAUGGAAGGUCUGAAAUUGUCUGAUACUCAUUGGCAAGCUUCCAUUAGGGUCUCAGCACAUCGAGGUUCUAAAAAAGGUCUCAUUAAUGGAAGUUUGUGAAUUAGCAAAUUUAAUUACCACAACAGGAAAAAUUCUGCUUUUAGAAGUUAACACCGUGUGCAAGAUAAAGAUAAUUUUAAUAAGAAUUUAUUCGAUGGUUUGUGCUGCAUCUUUCCUGAAAGAUCAAUGCUACUGAACUUUAGUAGUUUCCCAUUUAAAUUUUAAAACCAACCACUUUUCCCUUAAGCACCAGUUAAAACAGAUAAAGCUUUAUAUUAAAUACUCCUAAUAAUUUUAUGAUCAGAACGUUUUAUACUGAUCUUCAAAUUGAGAUAACAGAUGGAAAUUCAGUGACUGGUAACCAUGGAAAAUCAAAAUUACAUGACCUGUAGUGAUCUCACUCAUGAAAAGAAAAUUUUGUAGGUUUAUACAAUUUCCUUGAAUAGAUUUUUGCAUCAAAUAGUCAUGUGGGCAGAUUAUUUAUUAAACAGGGUGCCAUUUUUGAUUUUAUAUAUGCAAAAUACAAGUUUGUCCACAUUAAGAAAAUUAACAUGCUAGGUUUCAUUGCUGAGCCCUACACCAUUUAAAAUA